Molecule: messenger RNA, 589 nt
Organism: Coffea arabica (coffee)
Lineage: Eukaryota; Viridiplantae; Streptophyta; Magnoliopsida; Gentianales; Rubiaceae
Source: RefSeq, a predicted model, not a curated record
AUUGUUCAGCCCAAGCCCGAGAUUCAUAAAAUUUUCAAUUAUGGGUCAUCCGGAAAAGGCCCAAGUACAGAAUGGAAGAGACGCAAGAACCAGAGAAGUGCUCAAUCACAAAUUUCGAAAAAAAGACGGCAAAAAGCACGGACGAUAUACGAUACGCGACAGCUCAGGCAAAGGUUUCAGAAGACGAUGCAUUGAGAAUCGGGUACAAAGCAGGCACUCCACUUGAAGGAGGCAAGAUUGCCGACUCUGAGCCCGUUGAUCUUUUCUCAAGUGCCCACAACAUCUCCAGAGCCCAGCAACAGCCGAAGCACCAGGACCGAAGGACAGCUCAGGAUCAACUGCCACCCUCUGCAGAUCAGUCUCAACGCGACCCCAAAAAUGCCCAAGUAGCCAUGUCCGAUUUCAAAACCCAGCAGCACUAACCAUAUCCGCCCACCCACCCGAUCAUUUUCCCUUUUUGUAUCCCACGUUGUUAUCGUAAUUCCACCGUGAUUUCCUCAUUUUGUGCAAUUUCUUUUUUCUUUGGGUUCUUUUAAUUGGUCUUCAUUUUGUGCAAUUUAGCGUCCAAUGAAACGCGCUUAGUUAAUAC